AUGCUACGUAUGCCGAACCCUAUAUGGGGUUAUCCAAAUCUUAAAUCGGUUCGUGAAUUGAUGUACAAACGCGGAAUUGUCAAGCACAACCAUCAACGUGUCCCAAUCUCUGACAGCUUUGUGAUCGAACACAAAUUGCGUAAAGCGCACGAAAUUCAGUGCGCUGAUUAUUUGGCGCACGAAAUAUUCACUGUUGGAACCCACUUCAAGAAAGCCUCCAGCUUGCUGAUGCCAUUCAAGCUCAACACAUCAAACCAAGGAUGGCGCAAAAAGGCUAAUCACUACGUUGAGGUUGGCGUUUUCGGUAGCCGUGAGCAUAAGAUCAACAAACUGUUGCGCAAGAUCGCUUAA
Rhagoletis zephyria (snowberry fruit fly) is the source of this 351-nucleotide messenger RNA. Its product is annotated as 60S ribosomal protein L7-like. Gene Ontology annotation, molecular function: RNA binding; structural constituent of ribosome. Gene Ontology annotation, cellular component: cytosolic large ribosomal subunit. Gene Ontology annotation, biological process: maturation of LSU-rRNA from tricistronic rRNA transcript (SSU-rRNA, 5.8S rRNA, LSU-rRNA). Lineage: Eukaryota; Metazoa; Arthropoda; Insecta; Diptera; Tephritidae. The record is from RefSeq and is a predicted model, not a curated record.